Molecule: messenger RNA, 1148 nt
Organism: Selaginella moellendorffii
Lineage: Eukaryota; Viridiplantae; Streptophyta; Lycopodiopsida; Selaginellales; Selaginellaceae
Exons: 6
Coding region: 368-1123 (251 amino acids)
Source: RefSeq, a predicted model, not a curated record
GCCGAGGAGCUGGUUGAGGUGAGGCCGUUUGAGCCGGACAGCUCUACGGGGAUGAAUCUAGUCGGUGCCUGUGUAAGCCACGGUGGCCAUGCCGCAGGAGCUGGCCUUGUGCUCGAGCCGAAACCACAUAAUCGAGCUCCAUACGUGUUGCUCGCCAACAUGCUCGCUAACUGCUAGAGGAACUACGUCAUGAGAUCAAACGAUCUCUCGCUUUUGUUUUCUGGAAAGGGAUACGAAGAACCGUGGUGUUGCAAGAGGCUCUUUUCAGAAGGUGUUACUUCGAAGUCGCGAGAAACAAGAAAGCCUAACAAAAUCAUCGAUCGCCUUGAUCAUUCUACGUAAAAGGGAUUCUUUGUCUAGGUUAUCUAUGGCGCUUGAGGCCUGCGCCAGCAUGGCGGUCUCGUUUGUGCCUGCUCGCAAUGUUGGUCCUCUUCUUCCACAGGAGAAAACGCGUGUGCUCUCACGCCAGCGCUUCCGGAUUCGUGGGUUGAGUGCUGCGAGUGAGCAGCCGGAUGUUCCUCCCAGCACACACGUCCAAGAAAACCAGUUGCCAGGCGGAGGUGAGAAUUUUGGAUCGCCCAAGAGCUUGCUAGCAUCAAUCCUCUCACGAAAUGACGACCUCAAGAGCCAACUGAGGAGAUAUGGAACCGCUGGGAUACUUUCUUACGGCGUUUUCAACACCAUGUACUACCUAGGAACGUUUCUCUUCUUCUGGUUCUAUGUGGCUCCAUCACCAGGAGGCCUUGGCCAUGCCGCUGCUGCUCAAAGGUUUGUCCGUGUGUACUUUCCACUCGUUUUGAUCGCGAGAGUUCGAGCUUUGUUACAUGUAUCACAGGUUUGUGAAGCUCUUUGCGAUGGUGUGGGCAGGCAGUCAAGUGACGAAACUUUUGCGUGCUGCAGCCGCUCUGGCUCUGGCCCCGCUCGUGGACAAGUGUCUCAACUGGUUUACAAGCACGCUCCACUUCGAAUCGAGGGAAAAGGCGUUUGGAACUCUAGUAGCCGGCUGCUUUGCUCUGGCUUUGCUCGUCUUCGUUGUCAUCACAAGCUUAUGGGCGUGACUCCAAUAGAGCAGAACAGGCUUUUGUCCAAACAGGCACUGAAAAAUUUCUUUAUACAUGAGUAACUCCGGCAGUGCUUGUGGGACUCUA